UAUACCAACCUUCCUUUUGUGUCAACGAACCGUUCAGCUCGGCCUCCACUCUCCCCAGACGCUUUGCAAUUGAUUCAUUAUUAUAAACAAAAUCACUGAAAUUCCGUCCAAAAAUUGCAAUUCUUUUAUUCUUUCAAUUAUUCCCUUUUCUAUCUUCCCUUUUCUUUCGAGUAGAAAAUCACCAAUUCGCAAGUUCGACAAAUUGGGUCCGAUGGUAGACACGGCCUCCAACGGCAGCGGCGGCCGUGUCAAACCCGAAGAUGUCAUUUCGACCCUCAAAGACGACGGCGAUUUUGAUCGCCUUCGCCGAAAAAUCAUCCGUAAACUCAAGGACAAUGAAGAAUUGCGAAGCAAUAUUAUAUCGAUGGUUAAACAAUCAGCAUCACUAAGUCGUCCAGGAGCGGAGUCUAUGAAACCACAUCAGCUUUCUGAUGCAAUACACCAAGAAAUUGGGGACAAGCUGAUGAACCAAGUAUCUGAUAGUUUGUGGAAUAUAAUUAAAUCUGCUGAUGGCAUGCAGUCUGAAAUAAAAGAAACUGUACAGUCGGUAUAUGAUAAACUAUCAAAUCCUGGAGGCAAGGACAAUGGCGAGUCCUCUUCAAGAAAGGAUUCAUCACCAGUCAAUAAGCUAGAAUCUCGUGAUGCUACAGGCGCUUUUGCGGCUAGUGAUACACUUUCAGAUGAAGACUUAAAUGAACCAAUAGGAUUUGCUCUUAAGAGGAGCAAGAAGAAUCAAAUGAACAAUGUUGAUAGGCCAAGUGAUACACUUUCAGAUGAAGGCUUAAAUGAACCAAUAGGAUUUGCUCUUAGGCGGAACAAGAAGAAGAACCAAAUGAACAAUGUUGAUAGGCCAAAUCGUCAUAAGCGAAAAGCAAUUAAAGCAAAAGUGGGGGAAAGCUGGCAGUUGGAUGAUUUAGAAGAGCCUGACAAUCUGGAUUACGAUGCUCCACCUGGAUUUUCUUCUGUGCUCAAGCAUAAGCAUUCAGGAGAUGCUAGCGAUGAAGAUCCUGAUGUGCCUCCUGGAUUUGGAUGAGUAACCAUGCAGCUCUAUGUUUCAGCACUAUUUUAUGACACUUUUUGACAUGGGAAAGAUUCAAUUCUGUGAGGGGAUCUAAUCUUGAAUCCAAAAGCAAGUUAUUUUGAUUGGGUGCAUGAAGCAUCCAGUUAGAGGCCAGGGUAAGUACUAAUUUUGCAUAUAUUUUAACAAUGCCGACUAGGUUAUGAAACUUAGGCUUUACCUAGAAACCAAACCCAAGGAUUGGCUAAUCUUCCUUCAUUUCUUAGUUUUAUAUCAGCUGGACUAAGAUCUUUCGAGCUGAUCUCAUGGCUUGGACAAAUCUUGUUUGAGGAAAUUUCUUGAUCAUGACUGAUUGAUAGGUGUACUUGUACGUAUAAAAGCACUUGGGAACUGUUUACAAGCAAAGUCCCAUGAUGUUGUUAUAUGAUGGGAAGCACAUGUGAGUUGCAUGCUCUAAUUCGCUUGUAGGUAUAUCCCCUCAUUUGUUGACCGGAUUUCUGCUUGAAAGCCCAGCCCUCUUUGUAUGUGUUAAGUACUUCCUAAGAUGGAAGAAAGGAUUCAAGGGAAUUCUGCUUGUGUGGAAAAUUUGAAAAUUAUAAAUUAUAAAUAUUCUCAUUCAGUUGUCA
This is a messenger RNA of Salvia splendens (bonfire salvia), 1644 nucleotides long. RefSeq lists its product as uncharacterized. The transcript is spliced from 3 exons. Bases 212 to 1033 code for a protein of 273 amino acids. The record is from RefSeq and is a predicted model, not a curated record. NCBI's taxonomy places the organism in Eukaryota, Viridiplantae, Streptophyta, Magnoliopsida, Lamiales, Lamiaceae.